AUGACCGAACCACGAAACGGUGUCGGGCUUGGGCGUCUCCCGUUAUUUGGCACCCAUAAAAUGGAUGAUGGCACAAAGAGGAAUGCGCAUAGGGCUGCUGCCUGGGGGUCGCCAGGGUACGUCUGGAGCUGGCAGCAAGCGGCACCCGCUGCUGGUGGAGCACAUCGCAUGCGUUGGUCACAAACAAUGAACGCAAACGCACUGCGGGCGUACUUUAGGACAAAAGAGGAAGAAACUGGAUGUUUGGCGUAUCGGGCUAGGAUGCAUCGUCUUUUUGCUGAGCUGGAGCCAUCUUUAACCGUCACAGAGCGAAACCUGGCAGACCGAGUUCGGUAUAUCUUGCGCUGA
Messenger RNA from Parnassius apollo (apollo), 348 nucleotides. The record is from the annotation of a GenBank genome assembly. NCBI's taxonomy places the organism in Eukaryota, Metazoa, Arthropoda, Insecta, Lepidoptera, Papilionidae.